UGUGCCUCGCAGAUGCGGAGUAAACGGACGUUGGAGCAAACACGCGCUCACGCGCAGAGGGGACCGUAACCCUGACACAACUCUGGUGUCUUUUCGCCUCUGAGGAAACUAAACGAGAUUUCUGACAACUUACUGCUCGCAGUUGUACUUCGUGCUUACGGAAAGUUGAAAGGAAUACUGCCUCGAACUUUUUGUACGCCUGGAAGCUGGAGGAGAAAGAUUCCUUCAACUGAGCGGAACAGAAGGAACAGGAUGAUUUCAAACUCUAAACACCUGGAAUUACACUUGCUUUGAUAACCUCCCACUAAUCUCAACAAACUUUAAAAAGAACUAAAAGCCUAGUUACUGAUUUGGAUCACAACUGAAAGGCUGCCAUCAUGCCUAUCCUCAAGCAGUUAACGGGCAACUCCAACCAGUCGAAGAGGAGGUCAAGGGCUGACCUCACAGUUGAAAUGAUCAGCGCUCCUUUGGGCGACUUCCGUCACACCAUGCAUGUUGGACGAGGCGGGGACGCCUUUGGAGACACUUCAUUUCUCAGCUCCCGAUCAGGGGAACCUCCAAGGGAGUCCCAAACAAAGGAGGGCUCACCAGGUCCUAAACCAGGGCUUCUGUCCCGCACCUUCAGAAGCAGCAAAAGGUCCCAGUCUGUUAACAGAGUAGACAAGUAUGAGAACAUUACAACACUGCCUUCUGCUGCCACAUCUCUGCCUUACCUGAACGCUGAAAGUUCAAACAUAGGCAACCAUCUGCCAAAAAGUGUGUCUUCCAGUCCUAUGAAGACGCUGGUGGAAGAUAAGCCAAUGAACGGAGGGGCAGCUAUGGCCACAUUGGAUGCUGAGCUCGACGAACGAAACUUCGGUGAACUUAAAGACCUGCCUCCAUCCAUGCCAAAAGGUGGUGGGAUGAAAAAAGCAGAAUCCGUGAUGUCCUUCCACAUCGACUUGGGGCCUUCAAUGCUCGGGGAUAUCCUCAGCGUGAUGGAGAAGAAAAACUGGGAAGAGGACGACCUUGGCUUUGAGGAAGGCAAAGGUAGUGAGGAGCAUGCAUCACCAUCCCAUAUUCCUCACAUCGACGAUGACGACGCAGAGGACUGGGCACCUUCUAGACCACCUCGUAGUAAUUACCAGCUCCAGCAGAAGGUCACGCCGGAUCCCUACGAUCCGGAGAUCAGCGAAUCAGAAAGGAACAACCACCACACGGAUAGCUGUUCUGUGUCCAGCUCUGGUUCUGAAAAACCUCAGUACAACCUCCACGAUGGCAACACAAACAGUGUGAAGUACAGUUCAUCACACAGGGAUGAUGAUUUCGACUUCAUGGAUCAGGAGGAUGAUGAGAUUAGAGUCUAGAUUGAGCAGCAGUCUGUUCCAUGCAGAAGAAUUUAGGAGACGCCCAUAGGAGAGGAUUACAGUCAGAGUCGAGAAGAUCUUUACUCACUGUAGGUCAGUCUAAUGUUAGAUCAGUUUUAUCAACACUAUAAAUAAAAUCUCUUAAGUCUUUUUUCACUUUAUAGCAAGGAGACUGACAGCUAUUUGAAAUGUUUGGAUCGGUUGAUUCUAUUUUUACCAGAUGUCAACUCAGAGAACAUUAUUUUUCACUAGUUUUAAAUGAUAAAGGUAAAGAAGAUAAAUCAGCAGGGAAAAUCACCCACUUUAAAAGGAAGUAAAAGGUGGGGGAAAGAUUAGAGAGCAGACUGUGUGGAUGUGUUAUCAGUUCCAGUGAAUGUGGAGGUAAAGAAGAAGAAAUGAAACUGAUAGGUUUGUAAUCCCAGCGGUUUGAAGGUGUAGACACUACAGAGAUAGUUAUUACUUUUGCUCAUGUCUGAGUUUGCUUUUCUUAAAUCAUUUUGUGUACAGACACUAUAAGGAUGUCAGUUAAGCGUAGCCUCUUAUGUCUGAGGUGGGUCUAUUAUAUUUGCCUCCUUCCUAAAUUGUUCUGUCAGCUGUAAAAUAUUUUUUAAAUUGUUUUGUAAGGGAUUGAUUUGAGAAGCAAAUGUGAACUUUGGAGUCUUAAAGGUUUUGAUGUAUUUGUUUGGGGAACUAUUUUAUGGUACUAUACUGUGAUCAAUCUCAAUGACGCUAAGUACUAAACUCAAGACACCGGAUUUUGUAUGCUGCGUCACUUCUGAAAGCAAAAUGGAAGACAGUUCAUUGAUUUCUGUGUGCUCUCAUGAAACUGACACUCAAAAUUGCUGUGCAUCUUGGAGCUUCUGUAAAUUUUAGAGGGUUUUCUGUAUGUAUUCUCUUUUCUUUUAAAUGUGCAGGAACAGUGGGUUGUUUUUGAAGAUGCGUGAAUGUAUAAUUUGUCAUCAUUAAAGGACAGCGGUACAUUGGCUCUCAAAAGCCUACAUCCAUUUCACAAUGCCAAGUUUUUGUAAUCUUGAUAGAUGAUCUCAAAACUUUUUCCACAUAAAAUGUGGCAUCUUUCCUCUUUAAAAAAAACCCAUUAAAAAUUGAAAUAGCUAAUGCAUUGACAUGCUUUGCUUUAUAAUUUCCUAUUUAUGGUUAAAUGCAUGCAUACCGUGACUAAAUGUCUGUACAGCUUUAGUUCAAAUCUGAUAAAGAUCAACCAAGUGCUGGUCAUGUCUCUACAUGUGACAACAAUUUAUCUUAUUUUCCGUAUGUCUGGAAGAAGGAGUAGAGUUUAAACAAAUAAUGAUUUUCUUCUUUAAAAACCCAUCAACAACCUUCUAGGGAAAGCAUUUUAUUUUCUGCUUAAACAAAACUAAUUGUUAACUCAGAUAUGUUUUCCUUAGUUGGAACAGAAUUUAUUUUAUUUUUUUUUUUAAUUCAUGUAGAUGAAUUUAUGAAUGGCCAGAACUGGUCCAAAGCCUGCUAGAAAGCUGGAGAUUAGGAGGGAUUAAAUUUUUCAGCAUCAUAGCCUAAGCAUACAUCCAAAAAAAACAAAAUGGUGGCUUUGCAAAAAGAAAAAUAAUGUUUUGAUCAGAAUUAAAUUUCCAGGGAGGUACCACCUUAAAAGGGCUGUGGACAAGUGAUAUCACCCCAAUAUAGUGGAUUUGGAGAAAUUGUACAAUAUUAAGUUGACAAAUGUUUCCAGUCAAGAUGAAUGAGCUACCAAAGAAGACUGGAUGUUGAAACUAAAUCAAAAACUUCUUCAGUACAGCAUGUUUUCAGGUUGUACACAUUUUUGGAACCAAGCUACAGCAACUUGUCACACUGUUUCUCCUUGAUCUGAUUUUUGUUUGCAUAUACAGGAUGAAUGUUUGGCUGUUUGUGGAAAAAGUUUGAAGUCAUCUGUCAAGGUGAAGUUGUUUUCCAUUCCAUAUCCUGGCAUUUUAAUGGUGGGAUGGAGGGGGCUUUUUGAGAGGAACUGAAAUAUUAGGAGCUCAGUGGCUGCGAUUCUUACAGCCUGUAGCUUGUUUGUGAAAGCAGAAAGGGGACAGAAAAGUAAGUACAGUGUUUAAGUACAGGUGGUUAGCUGAAAGCCAGGUCUCCAAGAACUGAGAAGGGAACAUAUCUGCUGAACUGACCCCACCCCAAAAGAAAGACACUUUCUCCUUGAAGUCAAAUCACACGGUAGAAGUUUAACCUACAAAUUAUGUAAGCUGGUCCGAUUUGUCCAUUAAAAGUGUUGGAUUGCCUGCCCUCUUUAAAAGCUGGAACUGCUCUAGCAGCAGACAGGUGGACUUUUUAUUUUUUUAUCUUGAGUUUUUUAUGUCUGUCAGGGUCUGCUGUACACUGCAGCCAUAAAUUACCAAGUCGUACUUUUCCUUUCCUACACCUGGGAGAAAUGUGACCCUCUGUAUCUAAUUCUGCGUUAGAAAACUAAUUGCCACCUUUGACAAACAGGAGCUUUGAAUGUUCUGAUGUGGAACGGAUGCAGGUGUGCGUACAGAGAAUCGAGAUGCUGUGCCAUUCUGCCUCAAGUUGUUUCAAGAGUUGGAACAAGUAUGCUUCCAGAAGCCUCCAACGUUACAGUUAUCUGCAGGACAUUUCCAAGUGCGUUCAAGCUCAACUUCUGUAAGGUGUUUGAAUUUGAUAAAGACACUAAACGUUUUGUUCCCCACGUCCCCACCGGAAUGGCUCAUAAUUGGCUCCGUAAAUCAAAUCUGUCAGGAACGUGUUUGGUUUCGUCGGAGACGUGUCACUUAAAACGUGUCCUCCACAAAAUGUGCAAACUUCCCUCUGCCGUGUUGAAUUCCUACAGCUGUAUCACAAUGCAGAGAGAAACAUUUUCUUCCCAAAAUUGUUUGAUCCGUCUUGUUCUCUUCAAACUGCUACCUUAACCUCAUCAGUGUAGUUUAUCAAGACGGUUUUAGGCAGCAGGUGAAGUUUGUGAACGUUUGUGCUAGGAAGCAAGCAGUGGAGGAAGGUGACUUCAGAUUCAGUUUUGGCAUAUGCAGUGUCAUGAAGCUUGUUCACUUCUUACCCGGGUCAGUCACCAUGGUAACUAACAUGUUACGUUUCCAGAUUAGAGGUCAACACCAUCAAAGCACCGCCUUGCAAACAAUCAGUACACUGAGAAAAUGGAAAAGCCGGCGUUGCUUGAACAACCUCUCUUAACAUGGUUCCAUCAUGUCUUCUCCCAAAUAUGUUUCAGACACAUUGCUGCCAAAUACACACUUGUGUACCAUCUGAUAGAGAUUGAUUGCUUUCGACUGAUGGUGAUUAGAAACUACCAUUCACUUGGCGGUACUUUGCCAGAGAAAAUAAAAAGUGCUAACCAAGAAAUGACCAAUUUUAACAGCGGAACAAAAAUGUAUAAUCAUUUUUGAUUUUUCAGAUUAGUAUCAAUUUUGGACUAUUUGUAAUAUCUUAUGUUUAAAUGUAAAAUCUGUGCUUUUGUGAAAUGAAGGAAAGUACUUUUUUUCUCAUGUUUUAUCAUAAAGAAUCAUACUUUUAUUUUUAAAGAGCAGCAGAAACACUCCUCCGCUGUUGUUGCUGUCAAGAUUUGUAAUUAGUGCCAUUAAUAAUUCCAGAGAACAAUCUUUGAAAUCAACAGUGUGACCGACUGUUAUAAUAAUGAGGGAGCCAGAGGAAUGUUGGAGGCUUUAAGGCUAAACGGAAAGUUUGUGGUUGGAUUAUACUUGCAAGGUUUGAACUAUUUACACCAGUCCACUAACAUGAACUGUUGGUGUUAUGAAUAAUUGCAGAAUUAUGAAAUUUUACUAAAUUGCACUGAAAUGCUUCUUGUUUUUGUGUAUUUGUUGUGUCUCUCUUGAGAGGAAACUCCAAAGUAAACCAGAACAAAUUAUGUUAAAAAUUUGCAAAUACUGCCUGCCCCAGGUCUGCUUAAGUUCUCCACUCCCUGACAAUGUUUUUGAGGCUUAAGAAAAAGAUAAGCACUGCAAAAGAAAUUCAACAAACUGGCCCAAAGCUCAUCUUUAGAAGGCGUUGUUUUUUUUUUUUCCCCAUUCUGUGGCUUUGUUAUGCCAAGUAUGUACUGUUUUUAUUCCUCUUCCCAAUUCUGAUUUUACUUCAUAUUAAUAUAUUCUCCUCCCUAACUUUCCUUUCCUUGAAAUAACAGCUAUAUUUUUCAAUAAAAGAGAAAGCUGGUAAUCUUCAACAAAGGCCAAGUUGUUUUUUUUAUUUUUUUUUAUUAUUAUUUUAUGACUUUGAGUCUCGCCACAGGCUGCCUUAUUUUCCCUCUCCUUCACAGGUUUUAUUUGCAUUCUGCCUCCAAAAUGGGCAGCAAGCUGAUUGAAAUCUAACCUUGAAAUAGCCUGAAAAAUGUCUGCUGAGGGAGCUGCUGAAGGAGUUCCAGCUCAAUCUUCAGUAAAAGUAAAAAAAAAAAAAGAAAAGAGGAAAAAAAAAACCUUGUCCAAGUGGAUUAUUUUACACAAACAACUGAUAUAAAAGGGGUGUAAUAUUAUAAGCCACAUGAGUCCGCGGAGCUACUUGAACAUUACACACUGGCGCUGCUUAUUAAAGGCUGGAGAGCUUUUCAAUAAAAUACAAAAAUCAUUAAAAACUACCA
Poeciliopsis prolifica (blackstripe livebearer) is the source of this 5934-nucleotide messenger RNA. RefSeq names its product CDC42 effector protein (Rho GTPase binding) 4b (gene cdc42ep4b). The record is from RefSeq and is a predicted model, not a curated record. Lineage: Eukaryota; Metazoa; Chordata; Actinopteri; Cyprinodontiformes; Poeciliidae. The transcript has 2 exons. The coding region runs from base 378 to 1346 and encodes 322 amino acids.